This is a messenger RNA of Penicillium vulpinum, 753 nucleotides long. Its product is annotated as Dimeric alpha-beta barrel. The transcript is spliced from 2 exons. Bases 1 to 753 code for a protein of 250 amino acids. NCBI's taxonomy places the organism in Eukaryota, Fungi, Ascomycota, Eurotiomycetes, Eurotiales, Aspergillaceae. The record is from RefSeq and is a predicted model, not a curated record.
AUGAGAACUUUGGAAUGUACUCUGGAUAGAUCACCGAACGGCGAAGACCAGACGGUUCUUAUUUGGACCGAGCUCCAAGUUCCUAAUGACCUGGAGCUAACCGACCAAUGGGCUGGGUAUUUUCAGCCACUACUUCGGGCCCCGGGACACGAAGGGUCUAUGUGGGGAAGGGUUCAGGAGCGCCCGAACACGAUUCUUCUAUUAACAGGAUGGAAGAGCACCUCGAUUAUGAAGGAAUUCAUAGCCUCGCCUUCCGCUAAGAUCUAUUGGGAGAAUCUUAAGAACGGAGGAAUAAUAUAUAUGUCCUCUCGUGAGACAUUUUCUCGCUAUGACUUCUGGAGCCGUAUCUCCCGCAACUUCCUAUACUCAUACGUUCAAUUAUUCUGGGUUUACUUUCCCGCGCCUGUGAACGAAGCCUACAAGGCCCGAAUUCGGAAACUACGAUCCACUGAAAACGGGCUAGCUCAACAACAUAGGCCUUUGAAGAUAUGGGCUACCAACACAGAAUUCGUGCAUGGUCAAGAGGCUCGGUUAAUGGUGUGGUCGAACUUCUGGCAGGACGAAAGUUGUGCCGAGUAUAGGCAUCAUCGGGAAUAUAACACGAUUCAAGGCAUGGGGGCUCGUGUUCGUGUGGUCCACUGCAAACCCCAACUAGAGAGGGUCAGUGACAGUCUGGAGGAAGUAGGAGCAGUGGGAUGGAAGGAAGAGUUUGUUUAUUUCAAGCAAUUUGAGUCUCCGGCCGUUCUAGUUUGA